AUGUUUGACAAAAUUCGAUGCUUCUGGGAUUGCCGCGCUCGGGACUUCAUCAUUCCAUCCAUGACGACAGGUACGAUGUUGGACGAUUCGGACAAUGUCAAGAAACCCGGGUCUUUAGGGAGACAAGCGGUUGGCUCAGAGUCAGUUCCAUUGAAAGGCGAAUCUUUCGAGGACACGGCUGCAAAUGUGAAUGAAGGCACAUUUAGAAAACUGCUACAGAGGCUGACAGAACGACUGUCCAAAUGGGGUGUUGAAACCGAAGGGUUCGAGAGCUUCGCCUGGGUUCCUGCUGUCAUUACCUUCCCCACCUUAUUAGGCCUCGCAAACAAACAUUUGAACCCUUCCACUAUGCCCUCCCUCCCUACUCCAUCAGCCUCAAUGAUGCUAUCUUUUGCAUCAUUUGUAGCAUCGGGGGUCGUCAGUUGGUGCACCAUUACUCCUGAUUACGGGGUAUACCAUGACCAUAACGGGUCAGCCUUCAAAAUAUUUCUGUACUCAUACUUUGGAUUUCUGCUCCCAAGUGUUGGUCAUAUCGUCGCAUGGGGCAUGAUGGGUGCAGCAUUUGCGGCGGCAGAGCCUGGAAUUCCAUCAUGGAAGGAAGGGUAUGACAACGGCAACGACCUCGGUGGCCUCCUUGGUUCCGUUCUCUCUCCCACAGCUAUAGUCGGCGCCAGAAGAUUCUACAGAGCGCUUGUUGACAUUCUGAGCGUGAUCGGAUACUGGUCGACCUCGUUCGGUACAAUCGUUUUGAUUGAACAUUUUGUUUUCCGAACCUCUUUUCAAAGCUAUGAUAUAGAAAGAUGGGAUAAAGCCGAACUCUUACCCCCUGGCAUUGCAGCCGUUAUUGCCUUUCUGGGGUCGCUUGGGAUAAUCAUUCCUUCAAUGCAGCAAACAUGGUACACUGGUCCCAUCGCCGCUUCCGGUACUGGUGACAUUGGAGUGUUUACUGGGGCAGCAGUUACAGUGCUGCUAUACACGCCUCUGAGGGCAAUUGAACGGCGGAUAUGGCCCGGAAGGUAA
Messenger RNA from Psilocybe cubensis, 1020 nucleotides. RefSeq lists its product as uncharacterized. The coding region runs from base 1 to 1020 and encodes 339 amino acids. Gene Ontology annotation, biological process: transmembrane transport. The record is from RefSeq and is a predicted model, not a curated record. Gene Ontology annotation, cellular component: plasma membrane. Gene Ontology annotation, molecular function: transmembrane transporter activity. The transcript is spliced from 7 exons. NCBI's taxonomy places the organism in Eukaryota, Fungi, Basidiomycota, Agaricomycetes, Agaricales, Agrocybaceae.